GAAUCCUUCGUUCUUUCAAGGAAGCUUUUCGCUGCCAUGUUUCCUGUCCGCGUCUUGCUUCUCGCUGUGGUAGUAUCAGCGAUUUCGAUCCCACGGACGGACUCAUCUGAUAACCAUAGCCCGCCAACGGUAAAGGUGCGCAAUGGCACGUACAAGGGCCUGCACUCUCAGCAAUACGAACAAGAUUACUUCCUAGGAAUACCGUUCGCGCAGCCUCCUGUUGGGGAUCUACGGUUUCGCAAUCCGAAGUCCCUCAAUUCUACAUGGGAGGGAACACACGAUGCAACGGCAUUUUCUGCUGCAUGCGUUGGAUAUGGGUCGUCUCAGCAAGGCUACAACGUUUCGGAAGAUUGUCUAUAUCUCAAUGUUGUUCGUCCAUCCAAUGCAAACAAGACCAAUGGGGCCAAACUCCCUGUCGCAGUCUGGAUAUAUGGGGGCGGUUGGAGCCAAGGAAGCGGUGUUGAUCUGCGGUACAAUCUCUCUUUCAUUGUCCAGGAAUCUGUCGCAAUGGGCCAGCCUUUGCUAGGAAUCACGCUCAACUACCGACUCAGUGCAUGGGGCUUUCUUCAGAGUCAAGAAGUCAUUGAUUCAGGAAAUACCAAUGUAGGACUUCGCGAUCAAAGACUCGCAUUGCAUUGGAUUCGGGAAAACAUCGCUGCGUUUGGCGGGGACCCUGACCAGGUUACAAUCUGGGGCCAAUCUGCCGGAGCAGCUUCCGUGGGUAUGCAUAUCAUGGCAUACAAUGGACGAGACGAUAAAUUGUUCCGUUCUGCUAUCAUGCAAAGCGGUGCUCCCAUCGCAAUCAGCGAUCAAAAUCGGGAUGCGUUCUUUGAGUCUGCCUACCAGAAUCUGACGGCAAACACCAAUUGCAACGACCAUUCGUCCCCACUGGAUUGCUUAAGAAGCUUGCCUUACGAAGAGCUUAAUGCUGCGAUUAACACGACGGGACUGAGCAGCAUCUGGUCUCCACAGGUUGACGGAGAUAUCGUAGCACGCACUUCAUCAAUCCAAAUUAACGAAGGCAACUUUGUGCGCGUGCCAAUCAUUGUUGGCGCGACUUCUGACGAGGGGACUUCUUUUUCUCCUAAAGGCGUCGAAGAUACAGAGAUCUUCAAAUCGAACAUCCUAGCAUCCGCUCCACGAAUGAACGAGUCGUUUGCCCAACAGGUUCUUGCGACCUAUCCUGAUGAUCCCUCACAAGAGAUUUUGGCUAAUUUGGGUCCUACUUUCCGACCUGGUGCACCCUAUGGCGCACAAUAUCGCCGAGCAGCGACAUACUAUGGCGACGCGUUAUUUGUUGCAAAUCGACGACGCACUUGUGAGAUUUGGGCUGCAUCCAACCUCACUGCAUAUUGCUAUCGAUUCAACGCAAUACCCGCCUGGGCCACCCCGAUGGAUGGGGCCACUCACUUUGUUGACGUUGCCUUCCCAAUGCUCAACCUUCUUGGCGUAGGAUACCCACCCGUGAGAAUCCCGCCAUUUAAGGGUAAACCGCAGAGCUAUACAGAUUUGGCCAAGCUCAUGAGCAGAGAUUGGAUUCAGUUCAUCAACUCUGGGGACAUUGCGAAUCAGCAUAGAGAAAGUGACUUCGGGGUCUCAGAUUGGCCAAUGUACCGUGUGGAUAGCCCUGAAGAGUUUGUGUUUGACGCAAACGUGACUAGCUUUGUUGAGAAAGAUACGUACCGAUCGGAAGGGAUGAAGCUGAUCAAUAGUGCAGCGGACUCUGUUUAUGGGAGAUAA
Periconia digitata is the source of this 1740-nucleotide messenger RNA. The record is from the annotation of a GenBank genome assembly. Lineage: Eukaryota; Fungi; Ascomycota; Dothideomycetes; Pleosporales; Periconiaceae.